UUGUUUGCUGAGAUAGGUGGCCAAGACCUGGAGCCACCAGCAUUCCUGCCAGAGCUUCUUAACACGCCUGAGAGAAUCUUGAAUAAUGCCACACUCUUCAACGGAGUCUUUCAAAAUGUGGAAAGUGUUGCAUUAUUUUUUGACUGCCUGGGUUCUCACUUCACCUGGUUACAGUCCAUCUUCACUAACUUCCCUGCCCUUCUCAACUUUGUGAACAAGAUGAAGUGUGUUACUGGGUUUUGCCCCAGGGAUUUUGAAGACUAUGGUUGCUCUUGCAGGUUUGAGAUGGAAGGGCUCCCCGUGGAUAAAGUUGAUGAAUGCUGCUUCCAGCACCGGAAAUGCUACGAGGAAGCACUGGAGAUGGAGUGCACAUGGGACGCAUCAAAGAUUUCUACAGAUGUCAGCUGCUCUACUGAAAACCUGACCUGUGAGUCUGGGGAUCCCUGUGAACAGUUCCUCUGCACCUGUGACAAAGAUGCCAUUGAAUGCCUUGUGAAUGCACAUAUUAACUCUUCCCUGAAUGGGCUGGAUGUCUCCUUCUGUCCAUCUCCAAUUACAGAAACAAUCAGCAACAGAGAGCUGACAACACGUCAUACAGAAGAGCUCCUUCAUCGUGGGACUGAUGAAACAUGGGCAGUGACUGCAUCUGUGGAAGAAGUGAUUUCUUUUGAGCCCGGUGAAAUGAUCUUGGUGACUCCCAAAGCCAGAGUAACCACGAGGGACCACAGAGGAACAGCUCCUGCUCCUCCCAUCCUGUCGAUAAAAGAAGAAGAUGGAUUUAUGGCAGCUGUGGCCCCAGUGGAAGUGAUAACCACCUCCCCAGCCUCAUUCCCAGGAGAUAUUAACUCCAUGCAAGUCAAAAUUGUCCCCACCGAGAAGAUUUCCACAGGCACAUCUGCAAGGACAAAAGAAAAAGAGACAAGUCCUGCAAGGGGUGGCCCAAGCAUAGCUUCCUCUGCAAUAGCUCUGGAACCAGGACUGUCUGACAGGGGACCCAAUGAACCUGCAGGAAAAGUGUGUGAGCGAUUAACCUUUCUGCAAGAGAGGGGAAGUGGAAGAGCGAAGAGGGAGCUGCCCCAGCUUGGAGAAAUGCUGUUCUGCUUAACUGAGCGAUGCCCAGAGGAAUUUGAGUCUUAUGGUUGCUAUUGUGGCCAAGAGGGAAGAGGUCAUCCCAGCGAUGCACUGGACAGAUGCUGCUUCUCUCAUCACUGUUGUAUGGAACAAGUUAAGAAACUUGGAUGUCAUGCAGAAAGAAGAUCCAGAUCUGAAGUAUUAUGUAUUGAUCAUAUGCCAAAAUGCAUUGGUUGGAGCAUAUGUGAGAAACUCCUCUGUGCUUGCGACACGGCGGCGGCCGAGUGCAUGGCCUCUGCCUUCUUCAACGAGAGCCUGAAGCUUCCACAUGGGCGGGAGUGCCGGGAGGAGAAAGCCUUCUGUCAAAGUGACCCUUAUGAAAGGCCCCCAAUAGGCACAGAAACAGGCACAGGUGUUUCCAGCUCUGAGGAGAGCAGUGAAGAGGAGGGUCCACUGCGGAGACAAUUAAGAAGAGCAAAGAGAGGGACACGCCGUUCCGUUGGGAACUCCAGAACUGUGGGACGUGGAGGCAGAUAACCAGCCACCUUCAUGGGCUUGGGAAGCACCACGGAGCCUUUUGCAGUCAGCCACCAUGUACCUUACUCCUCCUUACCCUCUACAGGCUGCCUUACACAGCACACAGAUGAUGUAAUCAUAGACUAGGUAUUAGAGUUAGGCUGUAUUAACUCAUUACUGUAGGGAGGUCAGCACUACAGACCAUCUAUCUAGGUCAGAUACAACACUAAAUAAUUAUUUGACAGUGUUCUGUAUAAUUUCACUUGAUUUUUAUGUAAAACCUGUUCUGAUCACAGACUGAUUUUUGUUAACUGUGUGCUUGGUUCGGAUUAAAUCUUGCUGAUGGUGGCUAAGUAUUUCAUGUUUUUAAUUAAACCAAUCUGCAACUACUGCAA
Pseudopipra pipra is the source of this 1982-nucleotide messenger RNA. It is a transcript of the gene OC90, whose product is annotated as otoconin 90. The record is from RefSeq and is a predicted model, not a curated record. Gene Ontology annotation, molecular function: phospholipid binding; calcium ion binding. Lineage: Eukaryota; Metazoa; Chordata; Aves; Passeriformes; Pipridae. The transcript is spliced from 14 exons. The annotation marks the transcript as partial. Gene Ontology annotation, biological process: arachidonate secretion; phospholipid metabolic process; lipid catabolic process.